Messenger RNA from Tinamus guttatus (white-throated tinamou), 853 nucleotides. NCBI's taxonomy places the organism in Eukaryota, Metazoa, Chordata, Aves, Tinamiformes, Tinamidae. The record is from RefSeq and is a predicted model, not a curated record.
AUGAGCUCGGCACAGGAGAUGAAGCGCAUGGAGAACAUGUCCAGUCUGCUCCACGGCAGCGUUCCCGAGGACUUCCAGAGGCUGGAGCCCAAGUCGGAAAGGGAAGCGGCGGAGCAGCCCUGGGAGAUGGUCAUGGACAAGAAGCACUUCAGGCUCUGGCGGCGGCCGAUCGAGGGCACCCACUUGUAUCAGUACCGGGUAUUUGGGACGUACACGGAUGUGACUCCCAGGCAGUUCUUCAACGUGCAGCUGGACACUGAGUAUCGGAAGAAGUGGGACUCGCUGGUCAUCAAGCUGGAUGUCAUCGAGCGGGACCUGGCCACGGGCUCGGAAGUGAUCCACUGGGUAACUCACUUCCCGUACCCGAUGUACUCACGGGACUACGUGUACGUGCGGCGGUACCGCGUGGACAAGGAGAACAACAUGAUGGUGCUGGUGUCGCGGGCCGUGGAGCACCCGAGCGUCCCAGAAGAUCCCGAGUACGUCCGGGUCCGAACCUACGAGUCGCAGAUGGUCAUCCGGCCUCACAAAACGUUCGACGAGAACGGUUUCGACUACCUGCUGACGUACAGCGACAACCCGCAGACCGUGUUCCCGCGCUACUGCGUCAGCUGGAUGGUCUCCAGCGGCUCUGGCCCUCUUGCAAGUGGCCCCGGUGGCACAGGCAGCCCCCGAGGCGGUGGCGAUGACAUCCUCAGCAUCAACGGAGUGCUUGAAGCCCCCAACAGCAGCUUCCUCCUCGAAGGGGACAUCGUCCGGGCGGAUCCGGCCAGAGCCUUCGCGGCCGCCAGCCCCAAGUGGCCGAAGCGCCGCGGCCUCGUGCAGAUCCCCUACGAGCUCUCGGAGCGCUACG